Molecule: messenger RNA, 2929 nt
Organism: Molossus molossus (Pallas's mastiff bat)
Lineage: Eukaryota; Metazoa; Chordata; Mammalia; Chiroptera; Molossidae
Gene: LRRC2
Product: leucine rich repeat containing 2
Exons: 9
Coding region: 80-1195 (371 amino acids)
Molecular function (GO): protein binding
Source: RefSeq, a predicted model, not a curated record
GCGCUUUUGGCUCCAGCGUGUGGCGCGGCGGGCAGGGGUCGGGCUGCGGCGCAGUCACCGGUAAUUUUGUGCUUCCAAAAUGGGACAUAAAGUGGUUGUAUUCGACAUUUCUGUCAUCAGAGGCUUGUGGGAGACACGUGUCAAGAAGCACAAAGCUUGGCAGAAGAAGGAGGCAGAAAGACUCGAGAAAAGCGCAUUGAAAAAGAUCAAGGAGGAGUGGGACUUCGUGGCGGAGUGCCGGAGGAAAGGCGUGCCCCAGGCGGCGUACUGCAGGAAUGGCUUCGUGGACACCAGCGCGAGGCUGCUGGAGAAGCUGGAGAAGAGCUCCCUCCUACGGCAGAGCUCACCUUCCCGGGACAGGGGCAAAGGGAGCAGCGCGUUUGUGUUUGAACUUUCGGGGGAGCACUGGACGGAGCUCCCAGAUUCCUUGAAGGAGCAGACACACCUGAAAGAAUGGCACAUCAACAAUACUCUGAUUCAAACCAUUCCGACCUAUAUCGAGCUCUUCCAGGCGAUGAGAAUUCUGGAUCUGCCAAAAAACCAAAUCUCCCACCUUCCGGCUGAAAUUGGCUGUCUGAAGAGCCUGAAGGAGCUCAACGUGAGGUUCAACCGCCUGCAGAGCAUCCCUCCAGAACUGGGGGACUGUGAGAAUCUAGAGAAACUGGAUUGUUCUGGAAAUCUAGAGUUAGCGGAGCUCCCCUUUGAAUUAAGUAAUUUGAAGCAAGUUACAUUCGUAGAUAUCUCAGCAAACAAGUUUUCCAGUGUCCCGAUCUGUGUCCUGAGGAUGUCUAGCUUGCAGUGGUUGGAUAUCAGCAACAAUAGCCUGAGUGACCUGCCGCAAGAUAUAGACAGGCUAGAAGAACUGCAGACAUUUCUCCUGUACAAGAACAAGCUCACCUAUCUUCCUCACGCCCUGCUGAACUUGAAGAAGCUCACCCUGUUAGUCGUCAGCGGGGAUGACUUGGUGGAGCUCCCGACUGCCCUUUGCGACUCGUCCACGCCGUUAAAAUUUGUAAACCUUAUGGACAAUCCUAUUGCUAAUACCCAGUGCCAAGAUGGUGACGAAAUGAGGGAAAGUGAGCAAGAUCGCCAACAUUUUGAUAAAGAAGUUAUGAAAGCCUAUAUUGAAGAUCUUAAAGAAAGAGAAUCUGUUCCCAGCUAUACCACCAAAGUGUCUUUCAGCCUUCAGCUUUGACACCAUCCAUCAGAAGACUGCAGAAUUUCCCUGUCCAGGCAGCUGCAAAUCUUUAUGUUGUGGGUCAGGUCAUCCAGGUCUGAUGGCUUGAAGUCUAGAAACCACAGUCCUAAUUGUUCAGAAAAAUGAUUUUCAAAUUUCAAAUGUAUGAAUACGUCUCUCUGUGGGCUGAGGAAUUGAUAAAUGGGUUUGUACAUCGAUAUUUAAAGAUUUAUUUGCAUACACUUGUUUCCAAAUGAUUCACAUUUAAUAGUUCAGAAUGUAUUAUUUUUUAAAAUUGUAACUUAGACCAAAUCCUGAAGUUGAUCAUACUGUUUUCAGGAGUCAAGGGAUAAGGAGGUUGUGAAAAGAGCAUCUGUAUUGGACGUGUCAUUUAUUUUCUUUUGAGAUUUCGAAGGAGUUUUAAUGCAUUAUUUCUUUUACUGAGAAUAAUUGUCCUUGGGUUUAUACAAAUUGCUAUUUCCAUAUGUUUUAAAUUAAAUUUUGCAAGGGUGGGCUCUCAGGAGAGACCUUAGGUAUAAUCUGGGCCUUGAAGGUAGAAAGAAGGGCUGGGAUGUCAGCCCAUGCAUUGGGCACAGGGCGCUCAGGUGGCACGCUGGCAGCCGUAGCGGAGGAAGGGUGGGCGUGGUGGUCACGGGAAGCCUUGCAUGGCCUGUGUGGAUGGUCAUCUUGCCCUGAGUGGGCACCUCAGAGUCCUGGAACUCACCUGAGAGCAGGGAGCAGAAGCAGUGCCCUGAGGGACCCCCUCUAGGGUGAUCAGAUAUUGUCGUUGGGAUGACUGACCCACAUUGGUGAGGAGUCCCUGGCAGGUUUCCUUGAGGGGCCACAGGAGAGCUCUGCCCAUGGCCCAGAUGCCAUGGCCCAGAGGGAGCUCAUGAGACUGUGCUGUACAUCGACAAAGAUGGGGUUCCUCCGGGGCUCUCCCAUCAUAUCAUGGAGAAAUUGCACAACUAUCUUCCUUUAUACUACCGUCUCGGGCUCAAAUAAACAGUAUUGUGCACAUAUUCACAUAGAUUUAUAUACGAAUUUGCUCCCAGGUGAUCUAGCCCAGUACUGUCCAAUAGACCUUCCUGCAGUGACGGUCAUCUUUUGUGUCCGUGUGUCCAGCAUCAUGAGCACUUGAUCAUUGACGGGUGUGACUGAAGAACUAAAAUUUAAAUUUAAUUUAAAUGGAAACAGCCAGUGGUGGCUACCAUAUUGGAUAGUGUGGGUCUACCCAGUUGGGUUCUUUGGACGUUAAUCUGGGCUAAAAAUAAAGUGACUUUGAUUUUAUCUGAAAAAUCAGUUUGUCCCCAGAGGCAUGCAUUUAAAAAAGGUUCCUAUGGACACCCCGCUAUCUUGUCUUGAUAGGCCUAAUCCUAAGUCCAAAUAAUUCAUCCUCAGCAUAUGGAAGGCAGGCAGAGCACGCUACACCCACACUCAAGGGUAGCUUCGACCAAAAGACAAACUCUGAGAAGUAGGUGAAGAGACGAAAAAAAUAGGAAAAUGAGAAAUCACUGUACUAGGAUCUCAAACAAUUGUAUUUUUCUUUGUAACCCUUUAACAGUGUAAUUCAAAUUUAUUAGUUGUACUACUUGAAUGAUUUUGGAAUUUUAUUUCAUGCCAAGGUUAUGCUAUAUAUAGUCAGAUAGAAGAUAUAUCUGAAAGGGAGGAAAUGGGACUUUCAUACAAGCUGACUGUUCAGAACUUAUGUCAAUUUUAUCUCAAUAAAACCAGUCUUUUGUGCAAAAAUCU